UGAAGUAGUUUUGCAGAAAACCCACAGACAUAUAUGUCUGUUAGUAUUUAUUACUUUUAUGUAAGACAAAUAAGACGAAAUAUUUCUCUUAACAUUAAGGACGUGGUUAUAUAAAAUAUAAAGAUUGUUUUACCACAAAUAUGGGCUUAAUAAAAAACUUACAUUAGUGCUUUAAAAAUGCCCACUAAUAAAUAUUUAAAUGAAGAAAGACAAAUCUGUUCUGUGGUUUUCUACAAAAAUAUAUUAUAAUUUUUUACGAUUCGUGCGUGUUUUGGAUCUUUGGUGUUCUGCUUUUUUUGCGCAUUUGUGGACUCUGUGGAAAUUGUUAUUUUUUUUUUGUUUGUUUUCGUCAGUUUUGGCUGUAUUACCAGAUAUUUUUGUUAAUUACAUUUCGCAGUAAAUUGCUACUCUUAGACUGAUAAUAAAUACAAAUUAAAAAGUUUAAGUAAACUAAUAAAAACAAUUUUUAUGCUAAUAUAAUAUAAUAUAAUAAACAACUUGCCGCCAUGUAUUCGUGGAAUUGCUGUAGAAUAUGUCUCAGUUUACAAACUUUAAAUCCUAUAUUUCUGCUUCCCGAACACAGUGAAAAGUAUUCAAAUACUAUUUUUAUAGCUACCGGAAUUAAGGUCCAAAUCGAUGAUAAAUUACCACAAGAAAUGUGUUCAACAUGUAUAAAUUUCAUCAAUGAAUCCAUCAAAAUACGUAAAAAGGCUGAAGAAGCACAGAGGACUCUAGUGGACAGAUUAAAAAACAAUAGACUCUACGAUAUUAAAGUUGAGAGUCCGUAUAUUUGUAAAACGGAGAACGAUACUAAUGUAACGGAGUUGUUUAUUGACAUAUCAAAUGAAGUGGACAAUGAUUUUAAAGAUCACGAUGACAAUUUGACGUUAGAUACAUUCCAAUACUGUAACGAUAAAGGUAACGAUGUGUCAACACAAUUAAAGUACGAGACGGAAGUUCGUAGCACAGAUGAACCUGUAGAUAGAGAAUACAGAUUGAGACAAAAUUGUGCAAAGGACAAAACUGCAAAGAGGUCGACGACGAAGAGAAAAAAAACUAUAGAGAAAACGGAAGGGGAAAGAAAAAAGGACAGUAACAAAAUCAAAACGAAAAAGAUAGAGAGGGUCAAAGAGGAGAUUGAAUGCGAAUAUUGUCAUAAAAUAUUAACGUCCAGAUUGUCGCUAAGAAAUCAUUAUAAAAUACAUACAGGUUUUGAUGUUGUUUGCGAGCACUGCGGUAAGAGAUUCAUAACGAGGCGGCUCCUGCUGAUGCACUGUCGCGCCAAACAUGGCUACGAGAAGACCGACAAGUGUUCCUACUGCGACUACAGGGCGUCCAACGCGGAACAAGUAAAGAUCCACGAGCGCCUGCACACUGGCGAGAAGCCGUACGUAUGCAAGGAGUGCAGUGCUGGCUUCCACCGGAAGAGCAGCUACCUCCAGCACAUUGCCAUACACUUGCCAGACAAGAAUGUACAGUGCGACCAGUGCCCGGCCCGGUUCAAAUCGGUCACCCUGAUGCGGAUACACAAAAACCGCCACCGCGCGCCCCAGUACACGUUCCGUUGCCGCGUGUGCGACAACAGCUUCGCGCGGCGGAGGAACGUCGCGCGACAUUUGCAGCGGGUGCACGGCCUGCCGCCGGACGCGCACCACGUCGACAGGCUCAAGAUUAAUUGAGAAAUACACGUGUUUGAUUAAAAAAAAAAAAAGUAUUUUCAUUUAUUUACCCUUUCAACCGUUUUU
This is a messenger RNA of Galleria mellonella (greater wax moth), 1745 nucleotides long. RefSeq names its product zinc finger and SCAN domain-containing protein 12-like. Bases 507 to 1679 code for a protein of 390 amino acids. Gene Ontology annotation, molecular function: zinc ion binding. Gene Ontology annotation, cellular component: nucleus. The record is from RefSeq and is a predicted model, not a curated record. The transcript has 5 exons. Lineage: Eukaryota; Metazoa; Arthropoda; Insecta; Lepidoptera; Pyralidae.